Molecule: messenger RNA, 357 nt
Organism: Ascoidea rubescens DSM 1968
Lineage: Eukaryota; Fungi; Ascomycota; Saccharomycetes; Ascoideales; Ascoideaceae
Gene: PFD1
Product: prefolding complex chaperone subunit
Exons: 2
Coding region: 1-357 (118 amino acids)
Biological process (GO): protein folding
Cellular component (GO): cytoplasm; prefoldin complex
Molecular function (GO): protein folding chaperone
Source: RefSeq, a predicted model, not a curated record
AUGUCGCUUCCUCCUCAGGCAUUACAAAAGCUCUUGGUUGAGAUGAAUGCGAAUCUUCGUAAAAACGAAGCUGAUUUACAGAUGGUUAAUAUUCAAUUAAACAGGAGAAACAAUUCAUUAAAAUUGAAUGAGCUAACCACCAGCGAAUUGAAAAAGGAUAAAGUUGAUACUGUUUGGAAAGGAUGUGGUAAAAUGUUUUACAAACAAUCUAGUGAGAAGUAUUUAACAGAUUUAAAAAUGCAGGAUGAUAAUUUAAAGGAGCAAGUGAAUGCAUUGAAUAAAAAGAAGGUGUAUAUUGAGACUACCGUCAAAAAUACAAUUAAUGGAAUGAAUAAAAUAUUUGGGAUUGAAAAUUAA